AUGAAGCGAAAAUCUUUCGUCCUUGUGGUAGAGGACAAGCACCUUAAUUAUGUCGGGCAAUCAACUGAAUUUUGGAGAAGCACAGAUCGCUGCAGAAGUGGUAGUGAGAAUAUACGUUCCAUUGGUACGCACUGGGUUGAACAUGAAAAUGGCUUACCGAAUGAACAAUCAAUCAGGAUUCAAAGAUGGCCAGCGAAGAAUCUGGAUUCGAUUUGUGGAAGGCAAUCAGUGCUGACAGCAUUAAUCAAAAUUCGGGAAUACAUUGUAAAUCAGUAA
Molecule: messenger RNA, 276 nt
Organism: Funneliformis geosporum
Lineage: Eukaryota; Fungi; Glomeromycota; Glomeromycetes; Glomerales; Glomeraceae
Source: the annotation of a GenBank genome assembly